This is a messenger RNA of Aureobasidium subglaciale EXF-2481, 859 nucleotides long. RefSeq lists its product as uncharacterized. The record is from RefSeq and is a predicted model, not a curated record. Gene Ontology annotation, molecular function: ubiquitin conjugating enzyme activity. Gene Ontology annotation, cellular component: nucleus. Gene Ontology annotation, biological process: ubiquitin-dependent protein catabolic process; protein polyubiquitination. The coding region runs from base 253 to 768 and encodes 171 amino acids. NCBI's taxonomy places the organism in Eukaryota, Fungi, Ascomycota, Dothideomycetes, Dothideales, Saccotheciaceae. The transcript is spliced from 7 exons.
UUCGCCACAAGCCAGGAACAAGUACCUCCCUCCUCAGUACAGCCCCCCGAUAACACGUUCUCGAAACAUCACGCCCAACCUUCCGUGCAGGCACGAACCUGUAACACCUCCGCGCAGCUUGCAUCACCCCGCAUCGAUACCUAGGCACACCCGCCGGAGCCUCGUAAACCACCUGAACAGCCUUGAACAGCUCCAAGAAGCUUUGAAGAAUAGACUGCACGUCGCAAUACCACAUCCACACCCCACGUCAAGAUGAGUAGCCCGAAACGAAGAAUUGAGACGGAUGUCAUGAAGCAAGAGUUCUUUGUACGAUUCAAGGGCCCGGAAGAGACACCGUUCCAGGGUGGACUAUGGAAGAUCCACGUCGAACUUCCCGACCAAUACCCUUACAAGAGUCCCAGCAUCGGAUUCGUGAAUCGCAUCUUCCAUCCCAAUAUCGACGAGCUGUCCGGUAGCGUCUGCCUUGACGUUAUUAAUCAAACAUGGUCACCGAUGUACGAGAUGGUCAACAUCUUCGAAGUCUUCCUUCCUCAGCUAUUGCGCUACCCCAACCCGACGGACCCAUUGAACGGCGAGGCUGCAGCUCUGAUGAUGAGAGAACCCAAGAGCUAUGAAGCCAAGGUCAAGGAAUAUGUGUCCAAGUAUGCGUCAAGAGAAGCCGCCGAGGAUGCAGGCGAGGACUCAGAUGACGACGACGAGAUGAGCAGUGUCGGCAGUUUCGACUCGGGCGACGAUGACGAACCCGCCGGUAACAUGGACGAGAUCUGAUCUGAACCACUUUUGCUGCAGUUCUUUCCAGGUCCGGAACCAUGGCAUGCUCAACCAACCGGCGUAAUAUGAUGGGAAACGAUUAGGGGCG